Ambispora gerdemannii is the source of this 738-nucleotide messenger RNA. The record is from the annotation of a GenBank genome assembly. NCBI's taxonomy places the organism in Eukaryota, Fungi, Glomeromycota, Glomeromycetes, Archaeosporales, Ambisporaceae.
AUGUCUCGAUAUAAAAAAGCUCUUUUACAAUUGGCAAUAUCUGCAUUCCUUAUUUUCUCGGUAAAUGCUGAAGAUUGCGGGACUCAAAACCCAAACGGCAAGUGCAAUGCUUCCGCGGGUGAAUGCUGCUCGAAAUGGGGGGGUUUUUGUGGAGUAGACAACGCGUGGUGCAGUGCUGGCAGAAAUAUUUCAUCCUCAACUUCAACUCCAACUUCAACCGAUGCAGAUGCGGAAAAGACUUCAAUACACGACGAUCAUCUGGAUCUUGUUGCUUUCAAUAAGGCUGGCGUGGCACCACUUCUGAUUAUUGUGCAUCUGGCUGUCAAUCUGGAUUCAGUAAAUGCAAUAGCGAUAGUACGACCACUACAUCGAAAACUUUUUCAAACACAACUUCCGGUCUAUGCUCAACUUCGAAUACAUUUGUAUAGACUUUUGACGAUGGUCCUUAUGCCAGUUCUUCGUAUUCUUGGCGAACAGGGAGAUUAUUCAAUGGAAUAUGAUACCGGAGAGUACUUAGAACAAUUGAAACAACAUAACCUACAGCAGCGACAACUAAUAAAUUAUCAACAGAAUCUAUUUCUAAACCAACAGCAUAACUUACAGCAGCAACAACAGCCACCGGGAAACUCAAAUUUAAUGGGCAUGAUGAUAUAUGGCACUACUAAUAUCUUUAGUACUCAUGUAUCAAAUCAAAACGACAAUGAUACUUCGAGUAUUCUCAAUGAUGCAUAUUGGUAA